Aedes aegypti (yellow fever mosquito) is the source of this 2006-nucleotide messenger RNA. RefSeq names its product two pore potassium channel protein sup-9 (gene Task7). Bases 709 to 1728 code for a protein of 339 amino acids. Gene Ontology annotation, molecular function: potassium ion leak channel activity. NCBI's taxonomy places the organism in Eukaryota, Metazoa, Arthropoda, Insecta, Diptera, Culicidae. The transcript is spliced from 3 exons. Gene Ontology annotation, biological process: potassium ion transmembrane transport; stabilization of membrane potential. The record is from RefSeq and is a predicted model, not a curated record. Gene Ontology annotation, cellular component: membrane.
AUGCAACGCGACACAUAGCAUUCCAAUCCAAUUUCAACACGGGUUUUCAUACAAUAAGACUAUUCCCAUCACAUCAAACGCACGUGCUUCCUCUCCUAUCAGGGCAGGAUACAAAACAGAGCGCCUUAUUAUCCUGAGCGGUGCAAUAUCUCGCACUGUUCAUCAGCGGAUACUCUCUCAAUCUAUAUCUCCCACGCAACAGUUUUCGAACACGAAUAUCCUUCGCUGUCAAAGUUAUCCUGCCGUGUCCUGCAUUCAGUUGUCAAACGAGGAGGAAAAUUUCACCAGCCACCACUCGUUCUUCCAAAAUUAGUCACAAAAUAAAGCAAAUUAGUCACAAUUAUUCAUGUAAAAAGUAUUCGAAAUAUGUCGGAUUCAGUGCAAUCUCAAAGUGAUAAAUCAUGAAAGUAGCGAAUUAUUCAAGUUGAUACUCCAUCUAAGCCUUGGACACUGAGUUCAGAAAACCGAACAGCAAUAUUCAAGCGAUACCUGGGAAAUCAUUAUUAGAAAAUUGCAAUUUCAUUCACACGGGACCAAAAUCCACCGAAAGCGGAAAGGAAAAUGUCAUCAUCUGCAUCGUAGACCCCAGUAAUAUCCCCGAAAAAUCCUUCGCUGCAGUUCUGCCAUCGAUUGCCUCGACAUCCUACAUUAGGACAAAGAAAACGCGACUGGACUGGAAAGGGGGAGAAGGUGACUAGCAACUGCACUAUGAAACGCCAAAAUAUCCGAACUCUUUCGCUGGUGGUUUGUACGUUCACCUAUCUGCUGAUAGGGGCGGCCGUGUUUGAUGCACUCGAGUCGGAAACAGAAGCCAGGCGGUGGGAAUUUUUGAAGAAUGUCAAAGCCACCUUCGUAGCCAAGUACAACAUCACUCCGGAGGACUAUCACAUGAUAGAGAUCGUCAUCACGGAGAACAAACCGCACAAGGCCGGCCCGCAGUGGAAGUUCGCCGGUGCCUUCUACUUCGCGACGGUGGUGCUGGCCAUGAUCGGUUAUGGCCACUCGACACCGGUCACCAUCGGGGGGAAAGCGUUCUGCAUGGCCUAUGCCAUGGUUGGCAUCCCGUUGGGGCUAGUGAUGUUCCAGAGCAUAGGCGAACGUUUGAAUAAGUUUGCUUCCGUUGUGAUACGACGGGCAAAGAAGUACCUUCGCUGCCAGCAAACGGAAGCCACCGAGAUGAACCUGAUGUUGGCCACCGGGCUGCUCUCGUCGGUCAUCAUCACAACCGGAGCGGCCGUGUUCUCCAAGUACGAAGGGUGGUCCUACUUCGAUAGCUUCUACUACUGUUUCGUUACAUUAACGACAAUUGGAUUUGGGGACUACGUGGCGCUGCAGAACGACCAAGCGCUGAUCAACAAACCAGGCUACGUGGCGUUGAGUCUGGUGUUCAUCCUGUUUGGACUGGCGGUCGUUGCUGCCAGUAUCAAUCUGUUGGUGCUGAGAUUCAUGACUAUGAACGCCGAAGACAUUCGACGAGAUGAAGCCGAGAUGCAGUCGUCGGUGGAUGGGCUGAACUACGAGUCCGAGUCCACCGGGAAGCUGCUGUCCUGUGGACAGCUCAACAACUACUGUUCGGAAAUCGAAGAGGAAGACACGUCCGUUUGCUCGUGCACCUGCCUCGGGGGAAACAGCUUUACGGCCCACGAGAACGAGUUUCUGCUUGAUCAAGGGUAUCAUCCGGCGGACAUCAUUACCAGCACCAUUAGCCUGAAGCGCAUGUCGAUAUAGGGCAAUUGGGAGGAGGGAUUGUGCUACUACAAAAGUGACAACCGAAUUGCCAAAUUUAGAUUUUAAAAGAUAGAUCAGAGCCAACCGAGUGAUGCGAAGGAGCAACCGCGGUCGAUAUCUUUGAGCUUCUUUGAAGAACCAAUAAUGUUUAGAAGGGGCUGCGGAGAAAUAGGACGGAGAGAUAGGUUAUACUAUUGGACGUAGACUAAUGCUAAAUUCUAAAUUUCUGUACAUCUUGGAUUAAGAUUUUUAAUUUUCAAUAAAAAUAGUGAUAGAAA